GAGGGGGAUUCCCCCAAGGGGGAGGAGACAACUCCUGGUUGGGAGAGGCUCCUCCCCUCCUCCCCAGGGUAGCAGGCAGGGUGUGGGGGGUGUGCCACCUUCCCCAGGUAGGUCCACCCUCUCCCCCUCCUCCUCCUCCGACUCCUCUUCCUCGGGGGACAGAGUUCCCCGCUCCUGCUUGGGAGGCUCCGCCAGGCGCUGGAAGAGUCACAGAGGAUGAGCCCCGUCACCUGCCUGUGAAGAGGGGAAUCCCUGCAACCACAGACUUCUGUACCAGGUGGUUUCCUCCGGUGGCUGGGGGAACCUUGGAGGCAGAACCCAGAAGCACAAUGGCCUCUGACCUAGAGAGCAGCCUCACCUCCAUAGACUGGCUGCCCCAGCUGACUCUCCGAGCUAGUAUUGAGAAGCUGGGGAGCGCUUCUCAGGCUGUGCCUCCAGGGGGCAGCCGAAAGUGUUCCCCAGGCUCUCCCACGGAUCCUAAUGCCACCCUCAGCAAAGAUGAAGCAGCAGUCCACCAAGAUGGCAAGCCACGCUACAGCUACGCCACCCUCAUCACCUAUGCCAUCAACUCCUCACCAGCCAAGAAGAUGACCCUCAGUGAGAUUUACCGCUGGAUCUGCGAUAACUUCCCCUAUUACAAGAAUGCUGGCAUUGGCUGGAAGAAUUCCAUUCGACACAACCUUUCUCUUAACAAGUGCUUCCGGAAGGUGCCCAGACCUCGGGACGACCCUGGGAAGGGCUCUUAUUGGACAAUUGACACCUGCCCUGACAUUUCCCGGAAGAGAAGGCACCCUCCAGAUGAUGACCUGCCCCAAGACUCCCCAGAACAGGAGGCCAGCAAAAGCCCCCGGGGAGGUGUUCCAGGGAGUGGAGAAACCUCACUGCCUCAUGAGGGGACUCCUCAGAUGGCACUGCAGAGUCCCUCUUCCAUGGCCAGCUACAGCCAGGGCCCGGGGUCUGUGGAUGGUGGAGCAGUGGCAGCAGGGGCUCCAGGCCGCGAAAGCACAGAGGGCGCCCCUCCCCUCUACAACACCAACCCUGACUUCAAAUUCUCCUACUCAGAGAUCAACUUUCAGGACCUCAGCUGGUCCUUCCGCAACCUCUACAAGUCCAUGCUGGAGAGGUCCUCCUCCUCUUCCUCACAGCACGGGUUUUCCUCACUCCUGGGAGACAUGCCGCCUUCUAACAACUACUACAUGUACCAGCAACCUCCACCUCAGCAGCAGCAGCAACAGCAGCAGCCGCCCCAACAGUCUCAGCCACAGCAGCCACAAGCACCCGCACAGGGCCCCUCAACUGUAGGGGGUGCCCCUCCACUGCACACCCCAAGCACUGAUGGUUGUACUACCCCAGGGGGAAAACAAGCCGGAGCCGAAGGCUAUGGCCCCCCCGCUGUGAUGGCCAUGCAUCCCCCGCCACUGCAGCACGGUGGCUACCACCCUCAUCAGCACCAUUCCCACCCUGCCCAGCAGCCACCGCAGCAGCAAGCACAGAGCCAGGCGCCCAUCAACAGCACUGGCUUUGGUGAGCACGGAGGGGACAGAGGAAGCUGGGAGGAGGCCUUCCCUCCAGACUGGUGCUCCAAUAUCGACUCCUUAAAGGAAAGCUUCAAAAUGGUGAACCGGCUCAACUGGUCCAGCAUUGAGCAGUCCCAGUUCUCAGAGCUGAUGGAGAGUCUACGGCAGGCAGAGCAGAAGAACUGGACCCUCGACCAGCAUCACAUCGCCAACCUGUGUGACUCGCUCAACCACUUCCUCACCCAGACUGGUCACAUGCCCCCACAAGGGGGCUCCCACCGACCACCUGCCCCUGCCCGCAUCACUGACUCCUGUGCUCUUACCAGCGGUAAACCGGAGCCAUCCAUGAACCAAGUGAACUCUUAUGGGCAUCCACAAGCCUCCCAUCUCUACCCUGGCCCAGCACCAAUGUACCCAAUCCCCACCCAGGACACAACAGGAUACAGUCGCCCAGCACACCACAUGGUUCCUCGGCCACCUGUCCCACCUCCUGGUGCCAGUGAGGAGAUCGCCGAUGACUUCGACUGGGACCUGAUCACUUAAUGAAUCAGAGUGGACAUCAGCCCACGGCCUGGUGGUGAUUCUCACCGUGGGGGAAGAACAGUCCCCGCCCACCCUCCCCAAACCUGUAUAUAGAUAUAUAGCUUCUUCCCAUUCUCUCUGUCAGAGAAGCCACCGCAAGAUGCUGCCGAAGAUAAUCCCAUUUCCUUCCGCAUUCUCUGUUCCCUCCUAGUUCUUUUAUUAUUAUUCUAAUUAUAUUAUUAUUAUUAUUGGUUAUAUGCUGCCCAGUCUACUGCCCCUCACCAUGGGCUAUGCCCUCCUCUUUCCUAUUUGAAAUUUUCAAGCUGCAAAUCUUGGCCAUGGUAGCCGUAGAGAAAGGUUUCAAAUUCUUGUUCACCUUUCUCUGAGAAAUGCAAUGCCACUCCCACUUUUCAUCUCUAGAUUGUGUUCUGUUCCUGUCUGUUUCAGGCUGGCCUGAAGAGGCCUCGGCAAGGGGAGGGGGUCUAAGACACUGUUUGGCAGCCAUGACUUUGCAGGUUUUAUUCAAUGGUGCUAAUUGUGUCCUCUGAACUCUUCCUUUAUGUACCCAGUCUUUUCUUCUGGUAGUCCUCAUUCCCCUUGGAGGGUAGGCUUGGACAGUGGAGUUGAGUAGAAAGCCGUGGAGAAGUGAUGGGCUGUAAAUCAGCAUGAGGUUAGGUGGCACUGCCAUGUCAAGGGAUCUCUGGUUUUCUCCUGCCAUGUCAGGACAUCCCUGGUUUCUUUCUGCCAUGUCAGGGCAUCCCUGGCUUCCUCCUGCCAUGUCAGGACAUCCCUGGUUUCUUUCUGCCAUGUCAGGGCAUCCCUGGCUUCCUCCUGCCAUGUCAGGGCAUCCCUGGUUUCUUUCCGCCAUGUCAGGGCAUCCCUGCCUUUCUCCUGCCAUGUCAGGUCAUCCCUGGUUUCUUUCUGCCAUGUCAGGGCAUCCCUGGCUUUCUCCUGCCAUGUCAGGGCAUCCCUGGUUUCUUUCUGCCAUGUCAGGUCAUCCCUGGUUUCUUUCUGCCAUGUCAGGUCAUCCCUGGUUUCUUUCUGCCAUGUCAGGGCAUCCCUGGCUUUCUCCUGCCAUGUCAGGUCAUCCCUGGUUUCUUUCUGCCAUGUCAGGGCAUCCCUGGCUUUCUCCUGCCAUGUCAGGGCAUCCCUGGUUUCUUUCUGCCAUGUCAGGACAUCCCUGGCUUUCUCCUGCCUUGUCUAGGUAUCCCUGACUUCCUCCUAGAUCACGCUCUCAGGUUAGCUUAUAUGGGAGGGCAUGAGGACCACUGUUCAUUAUAGGUUCAGCAUCUUGGGAACACUUUCAACUUAAAGCAUUUGACUUUGGAAAAUAAUUCUUUCUGAGAAUUAACUGUGGCUAUUACUGCAUAUGUAAAUUAUCUUCCAUCUUUUCCCCUUCAGCAAAUACUGUUUUGUCUUCCUAUAGCUAUUUGUCCAAAUAAUCCACCUGUCUUAUUUUUGUCUCCCAUUUUCUGGGAGCCUCAAAUAACAAAAGGAAGCCAUCCUCAUUCUGGGUUUCCUCAUGCCCUGGACGUGCUCCGGAAACCUCUCACGCCUGUCUUGGCAGACCCGUAUCCGUAAUAUUGCUGAUAGGAGGGAGGGGAGAAAGGAAGUUGGCAUAGACGCAGGUCAGGAAUGUGUUGUCUGUUUAACAGCACAGGGAGUGCUUCUCCCGAAAUCCCUAUCAAUGGGGUUGAAGCUUUUGCUUUUGACGGGCAGUGGAAAUUAUAAGAGAGAAAUUAAUAUAGAGACAGGAUCCAGGAAGGGCAGGUCACUCCUAGGCGUAGGAUGAGUAAUCUCCAUUAACAGUAAGUGGCCAGGGCUUACUGCUCUGAGUUCUCAGUGAAUGUGUUUAUCGGAUUUGGCUUAAGAGAGGGAAGACCAAGUUUACUUACAUUUUUCUGAAAUGGACAAAACGCAUAAACUAGACAAGGUCGAUCUCUUUGUGGUUUCUGAUUUUUGCUCAUUUUCUUUUGUUUAUCCAUGAUUUCCAGACAGUGUGCUUUCCAUUCUGAUUUCCCCUUCGCCAGCCCCUUUCCUUUCUUUAGAAGGGGUUCAUGUAUGAGAUUGUCGCAGUCCGGUGAGGUGAGGUGAAGGGGCAAGCUAGGGCAGUUCACUGAAGAGCACUUUAUCUCUUGAAGCCUUCGUAAGGAAAGAAGGGGGAUAAGAAAAAGCCAGCGACCUCCAGCAUGAUGGGAGAUUAUAUUGGGGAGCGUCUGGUAGGGUUGAACUAUGAUGCAGUGUUUCCCACUGGGGAAGGGAAUGUUUCUCUAGUUCUCUAGUGGGCGGCCCAUGCCUUUGCUCGGUACCCAAUUGGGCAUCUCCUUGUUCCUUCCAUCCAGGUUUAUUCUCCGUAGCUUCCCUUUGGUUUUUCCCCAACCUCUUGCCUUUGCAGAGCAACACUCCUUUUCUAAAGCUUUCCUGGUCAGAUCUCUAUGAGGUUGGGAAGGGCAGGCUGAACCACACUCCUAAAGGCCCCUGGCUCCUCCGUGUCCUGAGAACCAGUCUUGUGAAGAGCCCCAGUGGGCAGUCAGAGCAGCUGAAGUAUGGGCUGGGCCUGGAGAUGGCCUGAGGCCUCCUGGGCUUCCAGCUCUCCUCCACCAGGCUCAUGCUUCCAAAAUGGCACAGGACAAACUUGAUUCCCUUUGAGCCUCAGUUUCCCUCCCCUCCGUGAAGUGGAAAGAAAACUACUUUAUUUUGUUGGUCCAGUGUUGCUGGACAUGAAGUUUUGUCAUUGUUGUUGUCUUGGGUGAUGUGUGCAAAAUCGUAGGAGUCACUGCCUAUAAGAGGAAAUAAGGGAAAAAGCAGAGGAGGAGGACGGAAGGAGAGAUCAUUGGGUAUUGGCCUGCCUAUCCUAGGUUUCCUCUCCUCAACUCCCAUGUUUCUGGUUUGGUGAGUUCUUUAUACCACCCAUAAUGCUUUGCAUUGGUGCAGGCUGGGAAGAUGGUGUAUAGGCUCACAACUUGAUUUUUUUUUUUUUUGCAUGCUUUCUUAAUAAAAAAACAAAAAGGAAUGUUUUCAGUUUUUAUCUU
Molecule: messenger RNA, 5071 nt
Organism: Microtus oregoni (creeping vole)
Lineage: Eukaryota; Metazoa; Chordata; Mammalia; Rodentia; Cricetidae
Gene: Foxj2
Product: forkhead box J2
Exons: 11
Coding region: 330-2060 (576 amino acids)
Biological process (GO): regulation of transcription by RNA polymerase II
Cellular component (GO): nucleus
Molecular function (GO): DNA-binding transcription factor activity, RNA polymerase II-specific; RNA polymerase II cis-regulatory region sequence-specific DNA binding
Source: RefSeq, a predicted model, not a curated record